Messenger RNA from Gryllus bimaculatus (two-spotted cricket), 2374 nucleotides. Lineage: Eukaryota; Metazoa; Arthropoda; Insecta; Orthoptera; Gryllidae. The record is from the annotation of a GenBank genome assembly.
AUGGUUCACUCACCGCCGACGCCUCCCCGGUCGCCGAAAGGCGCACGGUCACUGCUCUCUCCGGCGUCGGCCGGCGCGCCAGCAGCGCUUCCGGUGGCGUCGUCCGGUGUCCAGCUACUCUGCACGCCAGCUGCACCACCGAUAGCGUCGCCCGGGGACCGGGUGCCCCGCGCGUCAGCAGCACCACAGGUCCCCACGGCCAGCACCCAACUGCCCAGUUCCACGGCGCCCGGUGCCCAGUUGCUUCGCACACCAGUAGGGCCAUCGGUGGCGUCUCCGGUUGGGCAGAUGACCCGAGCACCAGAAGCGCCGCCGGUGGCGGUGCCCCGCGCACUAGAAGCGCCGCCGGGCGCACCUCCCGGUGCCCGCCGAGAUGGAGGUGGAGGUGGCGGGCCCCAGGGCGGCGAGGCAGCCGCGCAGCGCCCGACGCAGCCCGCGCACCUCCGCCACCAGCUCCCCGCGCUGCACGCGCAGCCCCGCCACCCCCAGCAGCGCGCCGUUGAAGCGCCGCCAGAAGCGCUCCAGCGCGCCCAGCGGCGCCAGGCCCUAAACAUCCCAAGAAGCAAUUUGAAGAGCGCCCACCUUGAUGUCGAGGAAGAAGCUCAGCUGCUUGUGCGGGGGCGUUUCGGCGCCGGCGUCGUCGGCGGGCAACCCCCAGGGCAGCACCUUCUCCCUCUGCGUCUCCAGGCGGCGGCACAGCGACCCCAGCGUCAGCACGCGCGCCGCCUUCGCCUCGGCUCGCCGCAGCUCCUGCGCAUGCGCCCCGGCGCCUCCGCUAGUGCGCUAGCCCUCCGCCAGAUGCCGCCAGCGUUUGGAUGCGGUUUCAACCUCCUCACCGGCUCGGCCUUGCAAAAUGAUCGGCAUUAUUUCAGGCAUUUUAAUUAAAAACGAUUAUGUUAAUGAAGAAUAUAAUUAUUUGGCACGUUUGUGUGCGAGGAAGUAAAACUAGAAUAAAUAUUUUUUUAUUAAAAAUGAAACCACCUUAGUUUUGGCUUUUUUCAUUUUUAAAUAGCUUUUAUUUUUGUAUUAUUGUGAAAUGAUAAGGGAAAAUUUACUAAGAAAUAUGUUAACUUUAUUGACAUCAACUAAUUUCUCUAUCUGAAAUGUUGUCCGCAGAAAUGCUUGACAGGUCACGGAGCUACCAAAGAAUUCUUAAUUCUUUCAGAACUGUCAUGUGCUAAACAAAUAAAAAGUUAUUAUAUGUAUAAAUUAUUGAGGAAUUAGAAGUACAUUAUUUACAACUAAAGAACAUAUCGUUGGCUACAUUCCGCUUCUGCAAAGCAAUUCAAUUUUCACGAGUUGGCAAACAGUUAUAUUUCGUUGUUAAUAUUUCGCACCUGUGAGAUUACAGUCCGCAAGUCGGUUUUGGAGCCUCAUGAGUUGCAGCAUUACAUCCAAGCCACGACAAAAAAUAAAAUAUAUACAUGCCGAUUUAGAAAAAAAAAUAAUGGAAGACAGAAAGUAGUGCGGCCAAGAAUAAACGUACAAAUUUUGAAGUGGUGAACUAAACACAUCACAUUUACUAUAUUUACCAUAAAACUACUUAACCUAAAGUUCGAUGUGACGACGAUGAAUCAGAAAAACUCUUCGUGAACACGAUGCAGGAAGGAUACUCAUUCACUAUUUUCGAUGCAAAAGAAAAUAGUAUAUCACGCAGAUAUCUACAGACAUUGUAGCAAAGCACUAAAACUUGUGAACGAGGUACGUGUGUGUAUAUGUCUAAUUAUGUAAAAUGUACUCUAUGUUCCUUGUCAGAAUUUUAUAACGUUAUGAGUGACAAAGGAUUUGACAAAGUAAAAAUGGAAAAAGGAAGCAAUAUUUCAUGAAAUCAUGCAGUAUUUUUGUGGGUAUAAGGAGUUAUAUUGGCGAGUGUCGCAUAGAUUUCUUGUCUCAAAGUUAUAAGAGACGCGUACUCGCCAAAUUGCUCUGGAAAUUUCACGAGUCAAACAGUGAAAGACUACGCCAAAAAAAACUAUGUAUUUCCUUAAAACGGCUACGAAAAGGAUGAUCAAGCGCAUGUUAAAUGUCGUGUUUCACAGCAUUAUACUCCAUGGACCAGUAAAUGGCCGCCGUACAGUGUGCUCUAUUGAACUGCUGAGGACAGACGUUUUUGAUGAGGCAGAAUGUUCUGUCCAGUGACUAGUUUCUGUGCAAUUCUCGUGCUGUGUGUUAAAGCAGUUUCUCUCGCUAGCGUAAGCUCGCGAAGGCGUGGUAAUUUUCAACCACUCCACUCUGUGUCUCUUCUCGUGUCUGCCUCUCUCCCUUCACCACUCCUUGUCUCUCUCUCCUCGCCUAUCACGACAUAUCAGAGCGAACGCGUCCUGUAUGUUCUUGCUACUGUUUGUAAAUAAAUUUUUUGUGUGUGUCAGCAACA